Arvicanthis niloticus (Nile rat) is the source of this 1847-nucleotide messenger RNA. RefSeq names its product mitochondrial ribosome recycling factor (gene Mrrf). Gene Ontology annotation, cellular component: mitochondrion. Gene Ontology annotation, biological process: translation. NCBI's taxonomy places the organism in Eukaryota, Metazoa, Chordata, Mammalia, Rodentia, Muridae. The record is from RefSeq and is a predicted model, not a curated record. Gene Ontology annotation, molecular function: ribosomal large subunit binding.
AGGACAAUCCGGGGCGGGGCCUAGAAGCCUGCGGGUGAGGGCAGUCUUCGCCAAGGCCUCGCGGCCAGGAUGGCGCUGAUUUUCAGGUACUCACCCGCUAGCUUCGGAGCUGUGCCCUCAGCUCAUGCCCCAAAAGCAGUCUCCGACGCUGGGGUCCGAGCCAGGGACGUGAGGUUACUUCUGCCGAAACACCGCUCGCCGCCCGGCCGCCCGUGAUGCGCUACGCCUGCGCCGCCGCGCCGGCCCGUGACGUCAUGACGCCCGUACCUCCGCCUCCGCUGGGCCGCGUGUGUUUCCCUAUAAUCCCGCUGUAGCUGUGGUUGCUUCUGAGGAUUCUCUUCCAUCAUGGACUUAGGAAUAAGAUGCUUUCGCCUGCUGCACCCUGCCUUUCGAAGUUACCUUGCUGCUUUGACCAGACCUGUUUCAGAAAUUUCCAUGAAGACGGUGAAUGGAAGACAAUAUGACUAUAGGCAAUACUCAGCCUACCCAGCAGUACCAGUUCGCCAUUUUGCAACCAAGAAAGCUAAAGCUAAAGGCAAAGGGCAGCCCCAGGCCAGAGUGAACAUUAAUUCAGCCUUGGUUGAGGACAUAAUCAGCUUGGAAGAGGUGGAUGAAGACAUGAAAUCAGUGAUAGAAGCGCUUAAGGAUAAUUUCAAUAAGACUCUCAACAUACGGACUGCACCAGGAUCCCUUGAUCAUAUUACUGUGGUAACUGCUGAUGGGAAGCUCGAUCUAAAUCAGAUUGGGCAGAUCUCCAUGAAGUCGCCACAGAUGAUUCUGGUGAAUAUGGCCAGCUUCCCAGAGUGUACAGCUGCAGCUAUCAAGGCUAUAAGAGAAAGUGGAAUGAAUCUGAACCCAGAAGUGGAAGGAACACUAAUUCGGGUACCCAUUCCUAAAGUAACCAGGGAACACAGAGAAAUGCUGGUAAAACUGGCCAAACAGAACACCAACAAGGCCAAAGAAAAUUUACGGAAGGUUCGCACUAAUGCAAUGAAUAAACUGAAGAAGUCAAAGGACAGAGCCUCGGAGGACACCAUCAGACUCAUCGAGAAACAGAUCAGCCAAAUGGCAGACGACACAGUGGCAGAGCUGGACCGGCAUCUGGCAGCAAAGACCAAAGAACUCCUUGGAUGAAAGUCAGCAGUCACAGCCGAACACCCGAGUCCGGUGUCUGCUCGUGCCUCCCCUGCCCUGACCAUCCGUCGGAGGCUGGCACUGCUGCUCUGCCAUGGGCUGCUCAGUCUCUCAUUGGGAUGCUCAGACUUAGGGAAUCUCUCCCUUGUGUCCUUGCUCUGCUCUGAGUCUCCUGGUGUGAAGGCUCCCGGAGAAUAUCUGCAGUUGGCAGAGGACCUUUGCUCUGGCAAUGACCUUGACUGUGGUGUCAGCACAGGAGCCUCCUUUCAAACUGUGAAUCAUACCCUGCCCUUGUGUUACACUCAUUUGGAUUAACGUGGGCCUUCAGUCUGACUGCUAAUGAUGAAGCCUAAAUAAAUUGGAAAAUAAGAACCACAGAGGGAAGAUAGAGUGGUUUGGAUGGAAGAGCCCCAGAACUUGUUUAUAAAGCAACCAAGAGCAGUGCUUUUGCCUCUGGGUUGUCGUCCCACAUGCUGUUCCAUGGACCAAGCUUCCGCUCCUAAUGACUAGCCCUGUUUACUGUGGCAUCAGCUGCUCCCUCUGGGCAGUUUCUCUGCCUCCAGAUCUAGGCCCCGUUUUUGGCUGGGCUCCUCUUAUUUAAACCUCUGUUUUUCUUUUCUGUUAGUCUAUACCUUGGGAAAAAUUACCAGAGAGAAUGACACAGGGCAAUGCUUGAAGUUGUCCGUGUAUUUAUUUUGUGAAAAUUGGUAGCU